This is a messenger RNA of Sipha flava (yellow sugarcane aphid), 1989 nucleotides long. RefSeq names its product WD repeat-containing protein 20. The record is from RefSeq and is a predicted model, not a curated record. Gene Ontology annotation, molecular function: protein binding. The coding region runs from base 317 to 1861 and encodes 514 amino acids. Lineage: Eukaryota; Metazoa; Arthropoda; Insecta; Hemiptera; Aphididae. The transcript is spliced from 5 exons.
UGUUAUUAUUAUUAUUAUUACUCUUAUUUAAACAGUAAUUGAUUACUAUAUUUAUUAAUUUUGUAUACAUUUUCGUCCGACUCGCCGCAAAACAUUGGCUAUCAUUGGUCCAUAGUUGUAUUACGCGCACGGUAUUACUUACAUUGUGUUUGUCUCUGUGCAUCGUUAUCCUGCAAUGCCCGCUCUACCUUUAUUCGUCUGUUCCGUACUGUUAUUGUGAUUUUGGCAGUCGUCCUAGUUGCAGCUUACCACAGGAAUAGAUUUGAAAAUAUAUAUUCGUCCUUUGUCCAUGUACUCAAAGGCCGUAUGUAAUUGAAUGGGUUUUAUUGCGCUUGGUUAUGAUUACUAUGUUGCAGCCGAUCAUCGGAGAUGUGAUACACUCUUGAAUAGAAUGAACUCGCUAACCGAUGGUUAUAGUUCGUGCAUGAUGUCCAUGAAUGUAGAUUGUAAGGAGCAGCUCAAAACCCAGUUUGUUACCAGGGAGGGUAUUUACAAACUAUUGACGUUGGCCACAUACUCGCGUCCAAACCGAAUCGGUUACAAUGUGCAAACUAAUACAUCUGUGUAUGUAUCCUUUGUUAGCUAUUCUGAUUCCAAUGGCAAUGAUGAUAGGAUCUGCUUCAACAUUGGUCGUGAGCUCUUUGUUUUUGUUUACAAAGGAACCAAAAAGGGUGCAGAUCUAACCAAACCCAUUGAUAAAAAAAUGUACAAAGGCAUAAAUCCAACUUGUCAUGAUUUUAAUUCAGUUGCCAUAACUGAAGAUUCACUACCAUUGAUUGUAGGAUUUUCUACAGGACUAAUACAGCUUAUUGAUCCUAUAAGAAAGGAUGUCAGUGUAUUGUUCAAUGAAGAGAAAAUUAUUGAUAAAACGAAAGUAACUUGUGUUAAAUGGGUACCAAAUUCAAAACAUUUAUUCCUGGUAUCACAUUCUAGUGGUCAAUUAUAUUUAUAUAAUGAAACAUUGACUUGUGGUACAACAACACCAAUUUAUCAACAAGUAAAGUCUGGUGAAGGUUAUACAGUGCAUACUUGUAAAACAAAAAGUACACGGAAUCCAAUGUAUCGAUGGUUGAUUGGUUGUGAGAACAACAGCAUCAAUGAAUUUGCCUUUUCUCCUUGUGGUCUUUAUUUAGCUGUUGUUUCCCAGGAUGGAUUUCUCAGGGUAUUUCAUUAUGAUCAAAUGGAAUUAAUUGGAAUGGCUCGUAGUUAUUUUGGUGGAUUCUUAUGUGUCUGUUGGUCUCCUGACAGUCGAUAUAUAGUGGUUGGUGGAGAAGAUGAUUUAGUUACAGUAUAUAGUAUUUCUGAGCAUAGAGUCAUAGCCCGUGGUCAAGGACAUCAUAGUUGGGUUAGUGUGGUAGCUUUUGACCCUUAUACUAGUACACCUCCAUCUAUGGAACCAUGUUUACCUGGAUGCUACAGACUUGGCUCUGUUGGACAUGAUACACAAUUAUGUCUAUGGGACAUCACUGAUGAUGUUUUACAUCAUGUAACAUUAGUAUCACCAGUUCCUGCAACACCUAAACAAAAUGGUGUUAUACAUCAUAGUAAACACAAUGGUAAUGCUAAUAUUAUACAAAAACAAACUCAAGACCCAAUGCGAUUGAUUGGUACUGCUGCUUGUCCACGGUUUGAUCAAUGUCCACGACUUGAGCCAUUAAUUUGUAAGAAAAUUGCUCAUGAUCGAUUAACAGCCCUUAUUUUUCGUGAAGAUUGUUUUGUAGCAGCUUGUCAGAAUGGAUAUGUUUACACUUGGGCUCGGCCUGGAACAAUUACUAGCAUGAAUGCACAUUUAGUUUCUGAUCCUAACUCCAUCAUAUCAUCAAUAGAUCUACCUUCAUCAAAUACAGCAUCUGUAGUAUAAUAAACAUUUUAUAUAAAUUAAUAGAUGUAAUAGCUGAUAGUUGAAUGUUUCAGUGUGGAAUUAAGUUUAAGUUAUAAAUUGACAAGCAAAAGGUGAUAAUUAAAAAAAAACAAUUAUAGUUUAAAAAA